Centruroides sculpturatus (bark scorpion) is the source of this 504-nucleotide messenger RNA. RefSeq names its product venom protein 302-like. The coding region runs from base 26 to 403 and encodes 125 amino acids. Gene Ontology annotation, biological process: regulation of cell growth; regulation of signal transduction. Gene Ontology annotation, molecular function: insulin-like growth factor binding. Lineage: Eukaryota; Metazoa; Arthropoda; Arachnida; Scorpiones; Buthidae. Gene Ontology annotation, cellular component: extracellular region. The record is from RefSeq and is a predicted model, not a curated record. The transcript has 3 exons.
GAAAUCCAAUUAGAAGAGAAACAGGAUGUUAACAGAGAUAAAUGUAACUUUUGCAAGUUUUCUUCACUUAACAGUUGAAAUUAAAAUGUUGCGCUUUGUAAUUUUACUCUCCUUGAUAGGAAGUCUGUACGCUCUGUCAUGUCCUUGCUGGGAAUGGACAGAAAAGCAAUUAAAGGAAUAUUGUCCAGACAUUUCGACAUGUCCUCUUGGUUUAACUCUCGAUUCUUGUGGAUGCUGCCAAGAAUGUGAAAAGGCCUUAGGUGAAGUGUGUGGAGGACCUUGGUUUACUUCAGGAAAAUGCGGAGCCGGAUUAAGAUGCCAAACUGACGACGGAAACGAAGUAAGUGACGAAGAUUACCCGGGUACUUUGGACAGUGGUACUUGUGUUAGAGACACCGACUAAGCGUAAAUCUUUGAAAUUGGAGAAUAUCUAAUCUUACAAUGAAUAAAAUACGAAAUAUGUACUUAAAAAUGAAAUAAAAUUGAAAAUUAUAAUCAUUUAAA